AUGACUCUGCAAUUCAUUGACAACAGUUCGAUUGAUUCCAACACGAGAAGACUGAUACGCAGUCAUGCCGCCAAAGGUAAGAACAUCGGCAAGGGACGGCCAAGGCGGAAACCGCGUCCAGCUGAAGGUUCGCCGCUAUUGUCUGUUGGUGGACCAAACGAGCCCCUUGUGGCCCGUUCGGAAAAUGCGCAACGUAUCACGAUAGAACGUCCUCACUUUGAUGCAGUAUCGCUUUGUUCUACAUUCGAGCUCAGUUCCACAUCGAGGCGCAUGUUUCGGCAAGUCUUCUCGUUCAUCCGCGUUGAACUCUACCCAAGACAACUUGAAAUUGCCAUUGAGCACGACAUGGCCAGUUCUAUGUGGGUGAGGUUCAUUUUUGUUGAUGAGGCAUACUUCCACUGCAUAAUAGCAAUGGUUAGUGCUAUAUCAGGGUUUCCAUUGAUUGGCAAAGAAGAUUCAGCAGAAUCAUUGCGUCAUCUUGCGCACACAUUCCGCUUGGUGAACGAGAAGCUCUCUGGGCGCGAAGCAACUGCAGACACGACGUUUGCUGCCGUGGUUGCGAUGACCCAGUAUUAUCGCUUGAGAGGAGACCACAAGCAAGGCUUAGUCCAUCUCGACGGCCUUCGGCAUAUGGCUUGCAUGCGUGGAGGUAUAUCCCACCUUGCACAGACUCAUCCCGCGUUGGCUCGAAAGAUAUUUAGGGCAGAUUUAGAGUUUGCUCUUAACCUUGGAACGCCAACAAAGUUCUCUCACGCGGACAUACCCAGUGAUCAUAUCAUCAAGUUAUUAGACAAUACGACACAUACACUUUCUUCUUUAUGGCUAUCGACAGUCUUUGCCCAAGUUCCAGAGGAUCUCAGGGAAAUUACGUUCGAAAUUUUCAAACUUGCGCAAUCGAUAAACGCGCACACUAGUAGUGCCCAAAAGAUCGAUGGCGAUUUAUUUCACGACGUUAUCAUCUUCCUUGGAUACCGACUCAAUGCAAUAAAUCCCCUGUCUGCUCCGCCAAUUUCGCAUGGCCUAUCGGACAUGCUGUGUUUGGGUCUGCAGUCUUUCAUGGCAUCAUUCUUUGCUGGACUCAAUCGGAAAAUGCCAUCGUUGCCAAAGCUAUCUGCGAGGAUUAAAUCAGUUGCAGUGGAACCUUCACACACGUCCCAGUCAUGGCACAAGUUGCGUCUGUGGAUGUUAUUCAUUGGCCGCACCACAAUUCUAAAGCAGUGCGAGGAUUCGUGGGUUUUACCGGACAUCAUCACUAGCAUUCGGUAUCUUGGCAUCUCAAGUCCGGGUGGCUUGCAGGAGACCUUGUCUCAAUUCCCGUGGGUCAAUUUGUUACAUGAUGAUGUAUGCGAACGACUAUAUGUCAAGAUAUCGACUGACCUCCAGAUCCCACCAUUAUUGGUCAUUUAA
Truncatella angustata is the source of this 1407-nucleotide messenger RNA. RefSeq lists its product as uncharacterized. The record is from RefSeq and is a predicted model, not a curated record. NCBI's taxonomy places the organism in Eukaryota, Fungi, Ascomycota, Sordariomycetes, Amphisphaeriales, Sporocadaceae. The transcript is spliced from 4 exons. Bases 1 to 1407 code for a protein of 468 amino acids.